Molecule: messenger RNA, 894 nt
Organism: Alternaria ventricosa
Lineage: Eukaryota; Fungi; Ascomycota; Dothideomycetes; Pleosporales; Pleosporaceae
Exons: 3
Coding region: 1-894 (297 amino acids)
Source: RefSeq, a predicted model, not a curated record
AUGCAGAAUCCAACUGCUCAGCCUCAAGACGAGGACCAGUCGAAACGCGCCGUUGAUGUGGAAGCCGGUGAAAGCGAGGAUGCGAUUAGAGCGUCGAGAAGUAGCUGGUGGCUACGGUCCUGGAAGGACACGAUAAACGAGCGUGCAAACAAGAAGCGAGAGCAGAGGAGUCGUAAAAAGGAAGAAAAUGAGAUGAUAAAGGCAAUAGUGGCGAUUCUCAAGAAGCCGUAUUCCGUAGAAGUGAGCGACUUCCCAUCAGGUUACCCGCUACAAGCAGCCUUGCAGUCAAGCACACAUGAUUUUGCCAUCUAUCGCAAUUUCAGUUAUCUGCAUUCCCGCGUCGUACUUGAGCUUCAAGAUCAACUUCGCGAACUCGAGGGACGACUCCACAUGCUGGACAAAUUACAUUCCGAGUCUGAAGAUCCAGAGCAGAGAGAGCGUGUCACUUCCCGUGUCAAAGAUAUGGAGGCUGCUCAGAUGAGUCGUCCGGUUUCCAACGUAGUAGAUGAUACAGCGACCGACGUAUCAGUACACAGAGCAGAGAGAUCUCAAGAAUCUGACUUGGUCGAACAACUGGAUCAAAAGCCUAUGCUCAGCGAAAGAGCCGCACUCCUCGAGAAGAUCCAACAGAAGCUCGUGAGGUAUGAUGAGGUCCUGGUGCAUGCUCGCAGGCUUGCCGAAUUCCAAAGGCCAACCGACGACGAGUGGCUGAACCUUCGAAAAUGGUACUUCAACCGCCAGACUCUGAGUUCGGACGAUGAAGACGGAUUCAUCAGGAUGAAACAUGACCUUAUCACCUUGAAACCGAGGACUGAGUCUGGCAAGAUCGAUGACUGGAUCAGACGUCUCCUUGUUAUUCUGGGUAAGGGGAAAAUCACUGUGAGUAUCUCGUGA